This is a messenger RNA of Lachancea dasiensis, 1659 nucleotides long. Lineage: Eukaryota; Fungi; Ascomycota; Saccharomycetes; Saccharomycetales; Saccharomycetaceae. The record is from the annotation of a GenBank genome assembly.
AUGAAUUUAGCACGCCGCUACGCGACCGAGCAUGAUCAUUCCAUAGGUCCUCAAGGAAGUCACCGGGUAGUAGAUAAAAAUGUGGUUACUGAUUCAGCUGUGCACGUCGACAUAUCCAGGGCAGGAGGUAGCGGGAUCACCAUCACUGCCGAAAGAGAAGCACCCACAGAGGAGUCCUCUAAGUGGACUAGAAGGGAAGUUUUCUGCGCUUGGCUUCUGGUUUGCUUUUCAACGGGCCCCACGUCUUCUAUGACUAAAGUAUACAUACCCGCCGUUAUUCAAUCACUUGCCCAUGCUGUGGGACACCAAAAAAAUUCGACGCUGAAGUGUCUACCGACGGGCGACAACUGCUAUGUUAGCUUCGGAGCGGCAACUGUACAAUACACAUACGUGUUGUACCUCAAAGCGAUUUAUACAGCUUUGGAAGGCCUUGUGGCUACCUUGAUAAUGACUGUGGCCGACUAUAGCAAUUACCGGAAAUGGUUGUUGUUAGCUUCAAUUGUAGUGUUCGGAGUAUUGGCAUGUCCUUUUGCCGCACUGGAUUCAGAGACGACAGUCUCCUUGAUUACCGCCUCUGUGAUUUAUUGUUUGAUGUUGGUGAUCGAAACAAUUUACCAAAUCAUCGAAGGUUCUUACGUGCCGAUAUUUAUGUUUGCAGCUACCCAAAAGGUGACGUCGACCUAUUAUGCGAAUGGGAAAGGAAGUAUCGCCUUAGAACGAGGAUCCAAGGUGAGUGCUCUCGCCUUAAUCAUGGGCAAUCUUGGUGGUAUCGUAGCGUUAAUUGUUGGCGCUAUAAUUAGUUACUCUGUGGGGCGCCCUAAUAGCACAAAUGUGCGGAACUAUUUGAUCGCAAUAUCCUCUGCCGGUGUGAUGACUGUAGUAGUCGGUGGCAUAUCAGUUUGCUUUGUACCCUCUUUGCGUGGGAGGCAAUUAGUGUUGGAUGAAACAGAACCACUAUUUGCGCAGCUCUUGAAGCUGCCAUUUUGCAAGCUCGUGGAGAUCUUUCGUGAUUUUUGGGAAUACAAGGAGGCAAUGAAGUUUGUCGUGGCUUGGGUACUUUGGAAUAUUUCGUUUUCAAAUUUUCUUUCAGUAAACGGCUUAAUGUUUCGUUCUACGCUCGGCAUCACAACCUCUAACGCCGAAUACACCGUAUGGCAGCUGAUGGCAAAUAUUUUGGCCCUCUUGGGCUCACUGGUGUGGAUGCUACUUUACAAUUUUGUUGGUCAAAAGACAUCCAACUCCGACAAUAUCAAGCUCGUAAAAAAAUCUUUGUUUUCUUUACUGUUCUUUGGGUGGUUAGCCAACUUCUGGGGCGCUUUGGGGGCAAGCUCCCAAAUUUUCAUCGGGUACAAACACAGGUGGGAAUUUUGGUUGGGCCUUAUAUUAUUUAUGGGCACCAGCAGUGCUAUCAGGGCAAUAAAUCGUGUGCUUUAUAGUACCAUGUUGCCGAAGGAGAAAGAAAACCAAUUCUUCGGGCUCGAAAUAAUGCUUGGUCUUCUGACAGGUUGGUCAGAACCUCUGUUAGUCGCGGUAAUCAGUGAUCGCACAGGUAAUUCACGAAUGCCAUAUAUUCCUAACACAUUUCUCUUUACAGUUGCCGUGGGUGCAUAUUACUGGUGUGACAUGGAAACUGGAAUGCGUCGCGUCGGAAAGCUUUAA